CCGCCGCCGCCGCGCGCCCCGACACCGCCGGCCGCGAGGCCCAUCUCCCCGCUUGUUGGACGGAAGUGCUCUCGGGUCUCUGCGCUGUGGACAUGUCUGGCACUGAGAGGCAGAGUCAAGGCGCCCAGGCGUGUCCUGCCUCUUGAGGAGUCCAGGAAAACGUCCUCCCGACGCCGGGAUCCUAUACAGCACAUCGUGCCUGAGACCCUGCUCGGCAGGUGCGCCCCCACAGGCCCUACCCGGUGUUAGCCCUUCGCUGCUGUCCGGGGCAUCAGGGAUGGGGCCUGCUCAGCAAGCUGGCGUAGCGAGGAUGAGCUUCGUCUUAGCCGCUUACCGGCUGGCGCUGGGCCUGCUCGUGACCUCGUUGACUGGGUCUUCCCUGCAGAACAGCGAGUGCCCACAGCUCUGCGUGUGUGAGAUCAGGCCCUGGUUCACCCCGCAGUCGACAUACAGAGAAGCCGCCACCGUGGACUGCAACGAUCUCCGCUUGACGAGGAUCCCCAGCAACCUCUCCAGCGACACCCAGGUGCUGCUCUUACAGAGCAACAACAUCGCCAAGACCGUGGACGAGCUUCAGCAGCUCUUCAACCUGACCGAGCUAGACUUCUCCCAGAACAACUUUACAAACAUUAAGGAGGUAGGGCUGGCCAACUUGACCCAGCUCACCACCCUGCAUCUGGAGGAGAAUCAGAUCACGGAGAUGACUGACCACUGUCUACAGGACCUUAGCAACCUGCAGGAACUCUACAUCAACCAUAACCAGAUCAGCACUAUCUCUGCAAACGCUUUCUCGGGCUUAAAAAACCUCCUAAGGCUCCACCUCAACUCCAACCGGUUGAAGGUUAUUGACAGUCGCUGGUUUGACUCAACACCCAACCUGGAAAUCCUCAUGAUUGGGGAGAACCCCGUGAUCGGCAUUCUGGACAUGAACUUCAGGCCCCUCUCGAAUCUGAGAAGCUUGGUUUUGGCGGGGAUGUACCUCACGGACAUUCCUGGAAAUGCCUUGGUGGGCCUGGACAGCCUCGAGAGCCUGUCAUUUUAUGACAACAAAUUGGUCAAAGUCCCUCAACUUGCCCUGCAAAAAGUUCCCAAUUUGAAAUUCUUGGACCUUAACAAAAACCCCAUCCACAAAAUCCAAGAAGGGGACUUCAAAAACAUGCUCCGGUUAAAGGAACUGGGCAUCAACAACAUGGGGGAGCUGGUGUCCGUGGACCGCUAUGCCCUGGACAACCUGCCCGAGCUCACCAAGCUGGAGGCCACCAACAACCCCAAGCUCUCCUACAUCCACCGCGCGGCUUUUCGAAGCGUCCCUGCCCUGGAGAGCUUGAUGUUGAACAACAACGCCUUGAACGCCGUCUACCAGAAGACGGUGGAGUCCCUCCCCAACCUGCGUGAGAUCAGCAUCCACAGCAACCCACUGCGCUGCGACUGUGUCAUCCACUGGGUCAACUCCAACAAGACCAACAUCCGCUUCAUGGAGCCCCUGUCCAUGCACUGCGCCACGCCGCCCGAGUACCGCGGGCACCCGGUCAGGGAGGUGCUGACCCAGGACUCGAGCGAGCAGUGCCUCCCCAUGAUCGCUCAUGACACGUUCCCGAACCAUCUGAACACGGAGAUCGGCACCACUGUCUUCCUGGACUGCCGGGCCAUGGCCGAGCCGGAACCUGACAUCUACUGGGUCACGCCCCUGGGCAGGAAGAUAACCGUGGACCUGCUUUCAGAGAAGUACAAGCUGAGUGGCGAAGGCACCUUGGAAAUAACCAGCAUCCAGAUCGAAGACUCGGGGAGAUACACCUGCGUCGCCCAGAAUGUCGAAGGGGCGGACACGCGCGUGGUAACAGUGAAGGUCAACGGGACGCUUCUGGAUGGCACCCAGGUGCUGAAGAUCUACGUCAAGCAGACAGAAUCUCACUCUAUCCUGGUGUCCUGGAAGGUGAGUUCGAACGUCAUGACGUCAAACUUGAAGUGGUCGUCGGCCACCAUGAAGAUCGACAAUCCCCACAUCACCUACACGGCCAGGGUCCCGGUGGACGUGCACGAGUACAACCUCACGCAUCUGCAGCCUUCCACGGACUACGAAGUGUGUCUCACCGUGUCCAACAUUCACCAGCAGACUCAGAAGUCCUGUGUGAACGUCACCACCAAAAACGCCGCCUUCGCCCUGGACGUGUCUGACCAGGAGACCAGCACGGCCCUGGCCGCGGUGAUGGGGUCCAUGUUCGCGGUCGUCAGCCUCGCCUCCAUCGCUGUGUACACCGCCAAGAGGGUUAAGAGGAAAAACUACCACCAUUCUUUAAAAAAGUAUAUGCAAAAGACCUCCUCGAUCCCGCUGAAUGAGCUGUACCCGCCCCUCAUUAACCUCUGGGAGGGCGACAGCGAGAAGGACAAAGAGGGCCCCGCAGACCCCAAGCCCACACAGGUGGACACAUCCAGAAGCUACUACAUGUGGUGACCCAGUGGCUAUUUCGCUUCUGGUAGUAAGGAGCACAAAGACGUUUUUGCUUUAUUCUGCAAAAGUAACAAGGGGAAGACUUGCGUAUUUUUGACUUUGCUGGUUUGUGGCAGAGCGGAGAGGACGGGUGGAUAUUUCAGAUUUUUUUAGUAUAGCGUAUCGCAAGGACUCGACACGGCUGGCGGCGGCGCCUGCUCCGGCUGUGUUUGGUUUUUAUUCUUAUCAUGAUUAUGAUUAUUAUAUUAUUCUUAUUCCUAUUACUUUGUUUUAGUUGUUGUGCUAAACUCAAUAAUGCUGUUCUAACUACAAUGCUCAAUAAAAUGAUGACUGGCAGGCCGGGGCCCCUGUGCUUUCACCAGUAGCAAGAGCCCCCCCUUCUGAAGCCAUCUGUGGGAGGCCCCGUGUCCCCGAAGAGCUGCGCGCAGUCCUGACGCCUGCGGGCUGGAGCGCGGAAGCUGAGGCCGGCCUUGUCACCUUCUGGAACACAUUAGUUGGCUGUACUGUAACGUUGUAUCAACUGAACUGAAUGUUUACCUUCCAACAAUACCUUUUUUGGUAAUAGUUAAAGAGGCUUAGAACAAGCUAACAGGCAAUAGAAAUAUGUAUAUCAGAUUUUUUAAUGUAACAAACUACACGUUAAUUGUUACCUUAUUCUUUUUAUCUUUAGUAGACACUUUUAAAAGAAAAGACAAUAAUUUUUGUUGUGUUUGACUCACCAACGUGGUGUGUAAUGAAGACGGAACUAUAAUAAAUUAGUUUUGUUCUGAUUUUUUUAGAACACUUGCAAUAAUGUAUUGUUUCCAGUUCUUGCCAGUUGCAGGGGUGGCACUUUCCACCAUGCGGAGAACCACCACCAAAAUAAGUCAGCUACAGCAUGUUGCUUUUAAAACCGGGCCUAAAAAGUUUUGAUUCUUUUUCUAAGUGAAGAAAUGCCUAUUUCAAUGAAUGUAAUUUCUAUAUUUUAAAUAUUACUGGCCAGAACAUGAGGAGGGAGGCGUUCCUGUGCAGAAUAAAGGUGUGCUGUAGCCCGUGAAUUACACACGGGAAGAGACAGGCAGACGGUGCACGCUUCACAUUCCUUUUCGGCAAGGGCUUG
Molecule: messenger RNA, 3548 nt
Organism: Talpa occidentalis (Iberian mole)
Lineage: Eukaryota; Metazoa; Chordata; Mammalia; Eulipotyphla; Talpidae
Gene: LRRN1
Product: leucine rich repeat neuronal 1
Exons: 2
Coding region: 278-2452 (724 amino acids)
Molecular function (GO): protein binding
Source: RefSeq, a predicted model, not a curated record